Messenger RNA from Aspergillus ochraceoroseus IBT 24754, 1981 nucleotides. Its product is annotated as glycerol kinase. Gene Ontology annotation, cellular component: mitochondrion. Gene Ontology annotation, molecular function: glycerol kinase activity. Gene Ontology annotation, biological process: glycerol metabolic process; glycerol-3-phosphate biosynthetic process; triglyceride metabolic process. The transcript has 4 exons. The coding region runs from base 60 to 1886 and encodes 608 amino acids. Lineage: Eukaryota; Fungi; Ascomycota; Eurotiomycetes; Eurotiales; Aspergillaceae. The record is from RefSeq and is a predicted model, not a curated record.
CCCCCCCCCCCCCCGGGCAAUCUACCACGUUUCCCCCGCCCACUUGGGAUCUGGGGACAAUGGAGCCUUUGGAGCCCGUUGUGGGAUCGAUUGAUCAGGGCACCACCAGCUCCAGAUUUCUGAUUUUUAACCGGGAUGGAGAGCCUGUUGCAUCGCACCAGGUGGAGUUUACUCAAAUAUACCCAAACCCAGGAUGGUAUGAACACGAUCCACUAGAGCUCGUGUCUUCCGUCGAAACAUGCGUCGAAGAAGCCGUCAAACAGUUCGAAGCAAAAGGGUAUGAUCGACAAAGCAUCAAGGCGGUAGGAAUUACCAACCAACGAGAAACAACAGUUGUUUGGGACUACGAGACCGGAGAGCCAUUAUACAAUGCGAUUGUCUGGACAGAUACCCGCUCCCAAGCUAUUGUUGGCGAGCUGAAAGCAAAGCCGGAAGCAUCCCAGCUGCAGCGGAUAUGCGGGUUGCCGCUUUCGACUUAUUCUUCUGCCUCGAAGCUCCUGUGGAUGCUGACACAUGUUCCAAAGGUCAAAGAGGCCUAUGAAAAGGGCACUCUAGCGUUUGGCACUGUAGAUGCAUGGCUUGUCUACCGGUUGAACGGUGGAAGCAGAGCGAACGUGUUUGUGUCGGAUCCCACCAACGCAUCACGAACGAUGUUCAUGAAUCUGGAAACUCUCCACUAUGAUAAUUUCCUGCUUGACUUUUUUGGAAUUAAGGGCAGGAUCCAUCUACCGAAGAUUGUUCCCUCUUCAGAUGUGACAGCAUAUGGAACUCUUUCUACUGGAUGUCUUGCAGGCGUCCCUAUUAUGGGGUGUCUAGGCGACCAGUCUUCUGCCCUGGUCGGUCAAAAAGGCUUUUCUCCCGGAAUGGCCAAAAAUACCUAUGGAACCGGAUGCUUCUUGUUAUACAACGUUGGAGAGAAGCCGGUUAUUUCGAAACAUGGCCUUCUCGCUACUAUCGCCUAUCAUUUCGAUGGCCGACCGGUCUACGCUCUCGAGGGCAGCAUCGCUGUCGGCGGAUCGGGAAUCAAAUAUCUCCAGAAUAACCUCGAGUUCUUCGAAGAAUCUAAAGAGGUCAACGAGCUUGCUCUAACGGUAGAAGACAACGGAGGGUGUGUCUUUGUGACUGCGUUUAGCGGUCUAUACGCUCCUUAUUGGAUUGAUGAUGCUAAGGGGACAAUCUUUGGAAUAACUCAAUACACACAAAAAGGCCACAUUGCGCGAGCAACGCUAGAGGCAACCUGCUUCCAAACAAAAGCUAUCCUCGACGCGAUGGAAAAAGACAGCGGUCACGCUUUGUCCGAGCUUGCUGUCGACGGAGGAAUGAGCAACUCCGAUCUAGCGAUGCAGAUUCAAGCAGACAUAAUCUCGAUCCCUGUGUACCGUCCUAAAAUGCGCGAGACCACUGCUCUAGGCGCUGCGAUUGCCGCAGGGCUCGCCGUCGGCCUGUGGCGCAAUUUCGCCGAAUUGCGCGAUAUAAACCGCGCAGGAGGCACAGUUUUCCGUUCCCAGAUGAGCAAAGAGAAGAGCGGCGAGUUGUUUGCUAUUUGGGAGAAGGCCGUUGAUAUGUCUCGGGGAUGGGUUGGUAAUAAGUCUCGUCUUAUCGAGAAGGAAAGGGAAAGCAAGAUCACGAAAGAUGAACCUGUGGCUGACAGGCUGACCAAUGGGGUACCAACGACAACAACGACAACAACGUUGAAAGUUGUCCCAUCCGUAAAAGCUCAUGUUAAGACGGAUGGAGAGAUUGUGUUGGCGAAGCCCGCGCCGUGGGUGAAUCUCGCUGGGAACUUGGAUGAAGCAGACGAGGGAGAUCUUUAUUUGGAGCUGAGGAAGAUAGAGAUUCUACAGAGAUUGAAGAAGAUGGGGAAGGUCAAGCUUACUUAUUUUUAACCUCCUUUUUUUUUUUCCCUCGAGAGCCUGAUGUGGUGAUGUAUUUAUUACCUCCGAGUUAUAUAUAUACUUAACGAUAUAUAUUAAUGUCCAAA